AUGGCUUUAGUGCACGAUGAAGUCUCCGGCAUCGCGCUCUUCCACGCGCUGCUCGCCUUCUCCUCCCUUCACCGCCAUGGUCUCAAUGAGCAGACUAUCCAGCUUAAAGGUCGCGCUCUCCAGUCGCUGUCGGCCUCGGUCAACUACGAAAUCCUGACCCCCGGGAAAGCCGCGCAACAUGUGGCCGCAUCUAUGCUUCUAGGGGCUUUUGAAACGUUGCAGCCACUAGAGGGCACGAGCCUGUAA
Molecule: messenger RNA, 246 nt
Organism: Colletotrichum chrysophilum
Lineage: Eukaryota; Fungi; Ascomycota; Sordariomycetes; Glomerellales; Glomerellaceae
Exons: 3
Coding region: 1-246 (81 amino acids)
Source: RefSeq, a predicted model, not a curated record